This is a messenger RNA of Pogoniulus pusillus (Red-fronted tinkerbird), 1106 nucleotides long. It is a transcript of the gene ECHDC2, whose product is annotated as enoyl-CoA hydratase domain containing 2. Gene Ontology annotation, cellular component: mitochondrion. The transcript is spliced from 10 exons. Gene Ontology annotation, molecular function: catalytic activity. The record is from RefSeq and is a predicted model, not a curated record. The coding region runs from base 39 to 917 and encodes 292 amino acids. Gene Ontology annotation, biological process: fatty acid beta-oxidation. Lineage: Eukaryota; Metazoa; Chordata; Aves; Piciformes; Lybiidae.
UGGUCGUCCGGAGGCAGCGAAGCCUGGGCGGCGGCGCCAUGAUGCGGCUGCGGCGGGCGGGCCGGGAGCUGCUGCGUUGGGGUCGCGGUGGGCCCCCUGCAGCCGCCCCGCGGCGGGGCGCGGAGGUGCUGGUGGGCAAGGCCGGCGGGGCGAGCAGCGGUAUUGCUGAAAUCCUAAUGAGCCGACCCCACGCCAGAAAUUCACUGGGAAAAGUAUUUGUGAAUGAACUGUUCAGUGCUCUGGAACAGCUCCGCUUUGAUGAGCAAGUUCGUGUGGUGGUGUUCAAGAGCGAGGUGAAAGGUGUAUUUUGUGCUGGUGCAGACUUAAAGGAACGAGCACAGAUGGAUGAUGCGGAAGUUGGACACUUUGUUAAAAGGCUGAGAAAUCUGAUGGAUGAGAUAGCUGCCCUGCCGGUGCCCACAAUUGCUGCAGUAGAUGGCUACGCGCUGGGUGGUGGACUAGAGCUGGCAUUGGCUUGUGACCUUCGAGUGGCAGCUUCCUCAGCUAAAAUGGGCCUUAUUGAAACCACAAGAGGGCUUCUUCCUGGAGCAGGUGGAACCCAACGCCUACCCAGAGUUGUUGGAAUAGGCCUUGCAAAGGAACUGAUUUUCACUGGGAGGCAGAUCGAUGGACAGGAAGCCCUCUCAAUAGGGUUAGUUAAUCACACAGUGCCCCAAAACAGCGAGGGAGAUGCAGCUUACCAGAGAGCACUGGCUUUGGCUAAAGAGAUUCUCCCUCAGGCUCCGUUUGCUGUGAAAAUGGGAAAACUGGCAAUAAACAGAGGAAUGGAGGUCGACAUUGCAUCAGGGAUGGCCAUUGAGGGGAUGUGUUAUGCCCAGAACAUUCCCACAAGAGACCGCCAGGAAGGGAUGGCUGCUUUCAGGGAGAAGCGUCUGCCGCGCUUCAUCGGCAAAUAACAGUUCCUGCCUUCCCCUUGGCCAUACAGAGCUCAAGGAGGACUGAAGAGGACCCACUGAUUUCUUGGGAUGAUUUUUAUGACUGCAUUCUUUGUACCUAGCUCUGUGCCUUGGACUGCCUUUCAGAAUACUCCAGCGGGUCAGUUUGCUGCUAAGAAUUCACAAAUAUAGAUUUAACUUUGUAAAGCU